GAUCUCCCUCUGCCUCGCGGCUGUUGACUGCGAACACCCACAUUUGUGCCCCGUACAGCCCCAGGACUACCACCUGGUCUUCCACUACGUCCCCUUGAGUCAACUAUGCUCCCCGACCAGCCUUGAAUUGUUGACGCCACUUCUUCCCUCUCCUACAUCGACCAUGUCGGCGGAACCCAACCUGAAUCCGUUCCUACUCGCAGCAAACACCCCCGACCCAGACCCCCGACUUUUGCCCCUACUUCGUUCCAGACCCGAGUUAGCGUCUGCACAAGACGCACAUGGUUAUUCUCUUUUGCAUGCUGCAGCUUCCUACAACCAUGUAGAUCUCUUACGAGCACUGGUCAACGAGUUCAGAGUUGAUGUGAACUUGAAAGACGAGGAUGGUGAAACAUGUUUGUUUGUGGCCGAGACGGCGGAGGUCGCGAAGUGUCUGGUGGAGGAGUUGCAUGUUGACAUACGAGUACAAAAUGACGAAGGUAUGAAUGCGUUCGAGAAGUUCGAGUCAGAGCAGGAAUUUCCAGAGGUCGCAGAAUACCUCCGCAGUCUCCUCUCACUAGAUCCUAUUGCGGGAACCGCUUCUACCCGCCCUAGGCCGGUCUCAGAUGGAGCCCAACGCCCUCCAUCUCUUCCACCCAAUGUCUCCAUCAACAUCGGCACUGAGGCCGAUGUGACACCCGGAACACUCGCACAGGAACCCGACCCCGAGUUCAGGAGAAGAAUAGAAGAGCUGGCAGCCAAGGAGAACCUCCACACGGCAGAAGGUCAGAGAGAACUGCGCGAGUUGAUUACGGACGCAGUCAGAGACGUGGGAAACGAAGGCCGGGAUGUUAGGAGACGUAUCGAGUAAUUGCAGGCGCAGUGGCCUUUCGCAACGGCGAGUCAUGCAAGGCGACUUCUCACAUCCCAGGCUGGGUAUGACACAGACGGGAACAAGCAUAGCCGGCUCUAGCCGGUGACAUGGUUGUAUGUUGCUAUCAAGCAAACACGAAGAUCUGUUCCCCGCGCAGGAUUCAGUUGUUCAUCCACGCGGUGACUCGACUGGAGCCAAAUCUAGCCGCCAACCGCAAGCCGCUGCCUCCCAUCGGAAAGUAGCUGACUAAGUACCACACCAAAGCGACGAGCUGCACAAUCGAUGAAAAUAGAGUGAGAAUGGUCGAGUGGAGCUGACGCGGUCGUGUCAGCAAUGUCUUGCAGCAUCGCGACAAGGGCCUUGGAUUGUACUUACCCCGACAGCAAAAUAGAUGGUCAUGAUGAUGGAACCAAAAUAAGCGGCAGUAAAUGGCAAACGAGCGCCUGAGAGCAAAUGUGUUGCGUACUGUACCGGUCCCAUCAAAAAGGCCCAAGAGGCGAGAAACAUCAUGGAGCCGACCGACCACCUAUCACGACGCGUCAGCCACACGCACGACUCCAUUUAGACACAUGCAGAAAUUCAGGCUCUGAUUGCCAAAUAGACACCUCACAGGGGGUUUCCCGAGCGUGGGCAUCAAGCUCAAUAUAGAAAGGAGCUGACAUCAUCAUGGGGUGUACGCGCUGUCACAUGGCCCGUAGCCCAGCGCGUGGUGGUGUGAAGCAAAUGCGGUGAGGGCGGGAAUGACUUUGACAGACUUACAAGAUCGCGAAUUUUCGAGGCUUCAGGGACAGCACAGGGAGCAGCACGAAGCAGAUAACAAAACAUGCCAGCGCUGCAAGAUUGCAGCCCCCGAAGAUCAACAAACGGUCCCAUCGGCUUACUGU
Cladophialophora immunda is the source of this 1737-nucleotide messenger RNA. RefSeq lists its product as uncharacterized. The transcript has a single exon. Bases 164 to 850 code for a protein of 228 amino acids. The record is from RefSeq and is a predicted model, not a curated record. Gene Ontology annotation, molecular function: protein binding. NCBI's taxonomy places the organism in Eukaryota, Fungi, Ascomycota, Eurotiomycetes, Chaetothyriales, Herpotrichiellaceae.